Neoarthrinium moseri is the source of this 1164-nucleotide messenger RNA. RefSeq lists its product as uncharacterized. Bases 1 to 1164 code for a protein of 387 amino acids. NCBI's taxonomy places the organism in Eukaryota, Fungi, Ascomycota, Sordariomycetes, Amphisphaeriales, Apiosporaceae. The record is from RefSeq and is a predicted model, not a curated record. The transcript has a single exon.
AUGUUUGACAAGGAUUUGAUGCCUAAGCCUACCAACAUAACGGGGGGCCUAAACUGCUCCCAAGUCUUGGAUUACGACCCAACCUCGGCAUCGCCCCAACAGCAUCCAGCGUUGAAAUCUUCGGAACCAUCAAAAGCCCUCGAGUUGUCCGCCGAAGGACUGGCUUCGAACUCGGGACUUGCGGAGGUUGUCACACCGCCAAUCUGCUCAUUGUCAGACCCCCACAACGGCAGUUUCACUUUGUUCUCGGACGACACGUCGCAGCCACUCCAUGAGCAGCCCUCAUCGAGUCAACCUUUGGAGAAUGCACUCACAUAUUUGCCAGACGAGCUGAAACUCGACGAUCUAUCCGAUGAGCAGCUCGAAACCCUGUUCGACGCAUGUCCAGUAUUUUACGAGAUUGGCGGGAACAAGCUAGUUCGAAUCUCCAAGAACCUCAUUAUCAAAGGCGGACAUUUUAUGUCAAAGGGUCAAGCUGAGACACAGAAAUUUGCGUCAUCGGCCGGGCUGCCGGUCCCUGCGGUCCACCGCUACUUUGCCAGACCGCGUUUUGAUCUUGACUGGCCUGACAGAACAGAAUCAUGGUUCAUGGUGAUGGACUUUAUUGAAGGGCAAAACUUACACAAACUUUGGCCAAGUAUGGACGAAGAUGCUCGCAAGGAGAUUGUGAAUCAAGUCGCCGGUAUUGUGACACAUUUGCAGUCGAUUCCAGUGGACGGCUUACCUCCUGGCCCUGUGAGGGAGAUGAGCUUGGAACCCUGGAUUGGACCUUGGUUUAGCGAAUAUGGUGCAGGACCCUUUUCCAAUAUUGAGGAUAUGGAGGAUUGGUACAACCAUAAGAUUGAUGUUUGCCUCCGCUUUAAUCAAGCCCCACCUGAUAUACCCCGGUUUGAUUUCGAGCGGCUGGUUCUCACGCAUCAAGAUCUUAUGGCACGGAACAUUAUCCUCGAAAAGGACUCGAACCGGCUCGUGCUGGUUGACUGGGGACAUUCUGGAGUGUAUCCAAUUGGGUUUGAGCAAGCUGCAUUGUGCAGGCAGUGCGCUGAUGAGUGGGAUCAUAUGUUCGGGGAGGCUGUUUGGGAAGCACUACCCGAUCGUCGAAGCAAGGAGAUCAGGCAAUUGAAUGGUAUCGCGUUUGGGCUAACGGCGGCUCCUCUUAUGUAG